Molossus molossus (Pallas's mastiff bat) is the source of this 4332-nucleotide messenger RNA. It is a transcript of the gene PNPLA6, whose product is annotated as patatin like phospholipase domain containing 6. Gene Ontology annotation, molecular function: phosphatidylcholine lysophospholipase A1 activity. Gene Ontology annotation, cellular component: endoplasmic reticulum. Lineage: Eukaryota; Metazoa; Chordata; Mammalia; Chiroptera; Molossidae. Gene Ontology annotation, biological process: phosphatidylcholine metabolic process. The record is from RefSeq and is a predicted model, not a curated record. The coding region runs from base 70 to 4131 and encodes 1353 amino acids. The transcript is spliced from 32 exons.
UCGGAGGGAAGAGUUGCGCUGCUCCCCACCCCCGCCUUGGGACGGGAGUUGCGCUGGCCCAUUCUGCAGAUGGAGACACGGAGGCCACUGGCUGCUGUGAACUUCUCGGGGGCGCAUGUGGCAGGCUCGGUGGGGCGGGUAUGCGAUGCUCAGCCAGUGCCUUUCGUCCCACAGAUGCUGGCCGUGAUGCUCGGGGCUGGAGUCGCGGUGUUGGUCACGGCCGUGCUCAUCCUCCUGCUUGUGCGGAAGCUUCGAGUGCCCAAAACUCCAGCCCCGGAUGGCCCGCGGUAUCGAUUCCGGAAGAGGGACAAAGUGCUCUUCUAUGGCCGGAAAAUUAUGCGGAAGGUGUCACAAUCUACUUCCUCCCUGGUGGACGCCUCUGUCUCCACCACUUCCAGGCCACGCAUGAAAAAGAAACUCAAAAUGCUGAACAUUGCCAAGAAGAUCUUACGCAUCCAGAAAGAGACUCCAAUACUGCAGCGGAAGGAGCCCCCACCUGCAGUGCUAGAGGCUGACUUGACAGAGGGCGACCUGGCCAACUCCCAUCUGCCCUCGGAGGUGCUAUACAUGCUCAAGAACGUCCGGGUGCUGGGCCACUUCGAGAAGCCGCUGUUUCUGGAGCUCUGCCGCCACAUGAUCUUCCAGCGGCUCAGCCAGGGUGACUACGUCUUCCGGCCAGGCCAGCCAGAUGCCAGCAUCUAUGUGGUUCAAGAUGGGCUGCUGGAGCUCUGCCUGCCAGGGCCUGAUGGGAAGGAGUGUGUGGUGAAGGAAGUGGUCCCUGGGGACAGUGUCAACAGCCUUCUGAGCAUCUUGGAUGUCAUCACUGGUCACCAGCACCCCCAGCGUACUGUGUCUGCCCGUGCAGCCCGAGACUCCACUGUGCUGCGGCUGCCAGUGGAGGCCUUCUCUGCAGUUUUCACCAAGUACCCUGAGAGUCUGGUUCGGGUGGUGCAGAUCAUCAUGGUGAGGCUACAGCGAGUCACUUUCCUGGCCCUCCACAACUACCUGGGUCUGACCAAUGAGCUUUUCAGCCACGAGAUCCAACCCCUGCGCCUCUUCCCCAGCCCUGGCCUCCCAGCCCGCACCAGCCCCGUGCGAGGCUCCAAGCGUGUUGUCAGCACCUCAGCAACUGAAGAGCCUAGGGAGGCCCCUGGCCGUCCACCUGGCCCCACUGGGGCCCCUUUGGCUGGACCUGCAGGGGACCUGGUGAAGCCCACAUCCCUGGAAGCCCCCUCGACCCCCCUGCUGAGCCGCUGCAUCUCCAUGCCAGUGGACAUCUCAGGCUUGCAGGGAGGUCCCCGCUCUGACUUUGACAUGGCAUGUGAACGUGGCCGGAUUUCUGUGUCUCUGCAAGAAGAAGCUUCAGGGGGGCCCCAGGUAGCCCCUGUUCGGACCCCUACUCAGGAGCCCCGGGAGCAGCCAGCAGGUGCCUGUGAGUAUAGCUACUGUGAGGAUGAGUCAGCCACUGGCGGCUGCCCCUUUGGGCCCUACCAGGGCCGCCAGACCAGUAGCAUCUUUGAGGCGGCAAAGCGGGAGCUGGCCAAGUUGAUGCGGAUUGAGGACCCCUCCCUCCUGAACAGCAGAGUCUUGCUACAUCAUGCCAAAGCUGGCACCAUCAUUGCCCGGCAGGGGGACCAGGAUGUGAGUCUGCACUUCGUGCUCUGGGGCUGUCUGCAUGUCUACCAGCGCAUGAUUGACAAGGCUGAGGACGUGUGCCUGUUCAUCGCACAGCCUGGGGAGCUGGUUGGGCAGCUGGCUGUGCUCACUGGGGAGCCCCUCAUCUUCACACUUCGAGCCCAGCGCGACUGCACUUUCCUGCGGAUCUCCAAGUGUGACUUCUAUGAGAUCAUGCGUGCACAGCCCAGUGUGGUACUGAGUGCUGCGCACACGGUGGCUGUGAGGAUGUCACCCUUUGUGCGCCAGAUGGACUUUGCCAUCGACUGGACAGCCGUAGAGGCUGGACGAGCUCUGUACAGGCAGGGUGACCGGUCAGACUGCACCUACAUCGUGCUUAAUGGGCGGUUGCGCAGCGUCAUCCAGCGCGGAAGUGGCAAGAAGGAACUAGUGGGCGAGUAUGGCCGUGGAGAUCUCAUCGGCGUGGUGGAAGCGCUGACACGGCAGCCGCGUGCCACCACAGUGCAUGCAGUGCGCGACACAGAGCUGGCCAAACUUCCCGAGGGCACCCUGGGCCACAUCAAACGACGGUACCCGCAGGUCGUGACCCGCCUCAUUCACCUCUUGAGCCAGAAAAUUCUGGGGAAUUUACAGAAUCUGCAAGGACCUUUCCCAGCAGGCUCGGGGCUAGGUGUCCCCCCUCACUCGGAACUCACCAACCCAGCUAGCAACUUGGCAACAGUAGCAGUCCUGCCUGUGUGUGCCGAAGUGCCUAUGGUGGCCUUCACACUGGAGCUACAGCAUGCUUUGCAAGCUAUUGGCCCCACACUCCUCCUGAACAGUGACAUCAUCCGGGUGCGCCUGGGCGCCUCUGCACUGGACAGCAUCCAAGAGUUUCGGCUGUCAGGGUGGCUGGCCCAGCAGGAGGACACCCACCGCAUCGUGCUCUACCAGACAGACUCAUCACUGACUCCCUGGACCGUGCGCUGCCUGCGCCAGGCUGACUGCAUUCUCAUCGUGGGCCUGGGAGACCAGGAGCCCACACUGGGCCAGCUGGAGCAGAUGCUGGAGAACACUGCCGUUCGCGCCCUCAAGCAACUUGUCCUGCUGCACCGGGAGGAGGGCCCAGGCCCCACACGCACUGUGGAGUGGCUUAACAUGCGCAGCUGGUGCUCCGGACACCUGCACCUGCGCUGUCCCCGCCGCCUUUUCUCACGCCGAAGCCCUGCCAAGCUGCAUGAGCUGUACGAGAAGGUGUUCUCAAGGCGUGCGGACCGACACAGUGAUUUCUCCCGCUUAGCGCGGGUGCUCACAGGCAACACCAUCGCCCUGGUACUGGGUGGUGGUGGAGCCAGGGGCUGCUCACAUAUUGGGGUGCUGAAGGCAUUAGAGGAGGCAGGGGUCCCUGUCGACCUAGUGGGUGGCACUUCUAUCGGCUCCUUCAUUGGGGCCUUGUAUGCUGAAGAGCGAAGCGCCAGCCGAACUAAGCAGCGGGCCCGGGAGUGGGCCAAGAGCAUGACUUCUGUGAUAGAGCCCAUGCUGGACCUCACAUACCCUGUAACGUCCAUGUUCACUGGGUCAGCCUUCAACCGCAGCAUCUACCGCGUCUUCCAGAAUAAGCAGAUUGAGGACUUGUGGUUGCCAUACUUCAAUGUGACUACUGACAUCACCGCCUCAGCCAUGCGUGUUCACAAAGAUGGCUCCCUAUGGCGAUAUGUGCGUGCCAGCAUGACGCUCUCAGGCUACCUGCCCCCACUGUGCGACCCCAAGGACGGGCACCUCCUCAUGGACGGCGGCUACAUCAACAACCUGCCAGCGGACAUCGCUCGCAGCAUGGGUGCCAAGACAGUCAUUGCCAUUGAUGUGGGGAGCCAAGAUGAGACAGACCUCAGCACCUAUGGAGAUAGCCUGUCUGGCUGGUGGUUGCUGUGGAAGCGGCUAAACCCCUGGGCAGACAAGAUCAAGGUUCCAGAUAUGGCUGAGAUUCAGUCUCGCCUGGCCUACGUGUCCUGUGUACGUCAGCUGGAGGUCGUCAAGUCUAGCUCCUACUGCGAGUACCUGCGCCCUCCCAUUGACUGCUUCAAGACCAUGGAUUUCGGGAAGUUCGACCAGAUCUAUGAUGUGGGCUACCAGUACGGAAAGGCUGUGUUUGGGGGCUGGAGCCGGGGCGACAUCAUUGAAAAGAUGCUCACAGACCGGAGGUCUGCUGACCUUAUUGAGAGCCGCCGUGCAGAUGUGCUGGCCUUCCCCAGUUCUGGCUUCACUGACUUGGCGGAGAUUGUGUCCCGGAUCGAGCCCCCCUCUAGCUAUGUUUCCGAUGGCUGUGCUGAUGGGGAGGAGUCAGAUUGCCUGACAGAGUAUGAAGAGGAUGCAGGCCCUGACUGCUCACGGGAUGAAGGUGGCUCUCCUGAGGGUGCCAGCCCCAGCACUGCCUCUGAGAUGGAGGAAGAGAAGUCGAUUCUCAGGCACCGGCACUGUCUGCCACAGCACCCUUCCAGUUCAACUGCAGACACCUGAGGACCUGCAGAGGGGUCCCCCCUGAGCUUGGCUGGGGGUGGGCCCUGUGGGGGCUGCUCCCCCUUUGCCUGCUGCUAUGUCUGUGACCUUCCUGGAUUCCCCUGGACCUCCAGGGCCCACACACUGGAUUGUUGCACCUCCAAGAGGAGGGGCAGCGCUACACUAACGACCCUUGAACAGUCAUUCCCAAUAAACCUUCUA